Molecule: messenger RNA, 4749 nt
Organism: Exophiala xenobiotica
Lineage: Eukaryota; Fungi; Ascomycota; Eurotiomycetes; Chaetothyriales; Herpotrichiellaceae
Exons: 2
Coding region: 59-4516 (1485 amino acids)
Biological process (GO): ribosome biogenesis
Cellular component (GO): nucleolus
Source: RefSeq, a predicted model, not a curated record
GCCGGCCUUGUAGAUCGAGCUUGAGGAUGGGAAGAUCCAAGGAAGUGUCAUUAACAACAUGUCGAAAGGAUCUUUUGAGGCAGCGAUCGCUGAUCUGGAGAAGACCACAGGACCUCCCGAAGCCCUCUCAAGAGCAGCAGCCAAAUGUCUAGGGAUUGACCUUGAGGGAUAUAUCGGGAGAUCUUCUGUGGAGGUGCUCUCCCGAACCGCUCGUACAGACUCUGGCUUCAAAGAGCAAUGGGUAUUACGCUGGUUGCUGAAGAAAUUGAGCUCUCCAACGGCGAUAGCGAGUUUCUCCCGUUGCCCACACUUCUGGUCCCUCCUGCUUAAUUUGACAAAUGCCAUACCGAGCGAGGUAUGCCUGGACAUACUGCUGGAGCGAAAGUUCUUUCGGACGCUCAUUGAACUGGUUCGAGGCUUCCUCAACUCCGGUCAACCUUCGGCAAAUCAUGCCACAAAGUCGGAUGCAGACGUCGAUGCGUCUCCGCCACCACAGAAGAAGCGACGAUUAAGUCCCACCUCGGAACUUCGAGCUGCAGUUGGGAUUAUCAAUGAUGGGAAGCUUCCGUGGAUCCUGCUACAAUCUGUCUGUCAAUGCGUCCGGCUCCUCGAUGCGGCAUCCUUCCGCCAUACCACCCGGACUGUGCAGUCGUCUUUGUCGUCGAAUUUGGGGCCAGAGGAUCUAGCAGCCCUCCUUGGAUGUGCCCUUCAGGUUGUUAUCACUCUCAUGCAGAAUGACCCAGGAAAAGCGGAGCAGAGACUGGUGACGGAAACACUCACGAUCAUAUUGUCCUUAUGGAAAGGAGACUCCGCAUCAUCGGUGACUGAAGGCGACAGUCUUAACCGAGCAUUUUCUUCGCACUGCCUCACGCCGGUUCUGACUCUCCUUGAUCUGCUCCGAAGCUUCAAAUUCAAUAACCCGUCCGCCAUCUCAUCAAACCAGACCCUUGAGCGUCUUGUGGCCAUCCAUGUUGUCUUUCCGGCUCGCUCGACGUUCAACGAAAAGGACGCCAGGAAAUGGAAGCAUGUCCAUGACGUCCUCUUAUAUGAGCAACUGGAAGCCAUGCUCCAGGGAGUCAAGAAACGCAUGCUUCUGGACGAACAAGCACAACAAGAUAACGGAUCCCUGGGCUUGAGCUGGAUGAUCUUUGACAUAGCUGUGCGUUCAACGCCAUUUACUGAUUUCCGCCGACGCCAGGCCGAACAACCAUGGCUUGAUGCGCUUUUCGUAUGCCUUGCUCACCUCAUCUGGCCUGACAUGCCACGGAUCACAUCCACCGGUGUGGUACAGAACCCGAUCGCGACAAAUAUCAGCCAGGAAACCUUCUUCGUAACGCUAGAGCGAUUGAUCGAUACUGCUUUGGCACGAAAACUGCGCAUAUCAUUGCCAGUGCUCGGCUACUUUUUAUCUGCGAUACUCGCCGCGAACCAAGAAUCAGCGCCAUGGACCCUACUGGUCAAGCUUGUUCGGCUAGACGUGGAUGCCUUGAUUCCAGGGAGUGGUCUUUCGAAGUCUGAGGAGCUAUUGAAACAGCUCCUUGACAGACUUCAAGCGAGCACUGUACCAAUAAGCCUAUAUGAUACCAUGCGCAAUGAUCUCAUCGUUCCGCUACUACGUGGCUUUGCUCGCGCAAGGAACCUAACUGGAUUUAUGGUUAUUUGGCAGCAGGGUCUUGCAGAUGCCAUCCGUACACGCUACACCUCAAAAUACGAGCCGGAACUUAUCCCGGCGGUGCUCGUAUGGGAAGACGAUGAUGUGCUUGAUGAGUUCAAAGAUCUCGCCUUGACGCUGGCACCGCGAAGUAUGGGAGGGCGCCUUCUAGACGAUCUUGUCGGAGCCUUUAGCAAGCUUGCCGAAACAGUUGGAUCAACUGCAGAUCUCUUCGCAAAAUUGGCACUCUUUUCUGCGUUGCUGGAGAGCUCCGAGGAUCCUUUGGUCGUCUGGAAACUUGAGCGCAGCCAGCUAUCUGAGCUGUUCGCUGCGACUCUGAAGGCCCUUCCUCGAAAAUCCGAUUAUCAGGCCCAGCGCUGGCGACUGUGGAAGCUCCUGCGGCAGCUUCUUCCCUGCAUAGACACUCAAACCCUUGAACAAGAUGACAAGCAACUCCUCCGAGCCGAAAACCAGUUUGUAACCCUUCGCCAGUGCAAGGAUUCGUCACCCGUCGCUGCGAGCCGCAAAAAAUCAUCAAAGUUCCUUGAAGGUUUGGAGUGCUUUUCGGUCGUCAUUGAAUUGGCCGCAAAAUCCUCUCUAUAUGAAACCCUGUUGGCGUCUCAAAUGGAUGACUUAGCGAAUCUCAUGCAAGUCAGCGACCCUUCUCAGUCUGUAAACAAUUUGCCCCUCUGGAAUGGUCGUACCUUCGAUUGUGAUACCUCAGACAAGCUGGUAGCUGCAUGCAUCGGGCGACUACUGUUGAGACCGGAAAUAUUCUCAAGAAAUCCUGACAUGUGCCGGAAAUUCACUGAUCGAUGGCUCGAGAUCUUAACACAGGCCAGACUACACGAGGGUCAAGGUGGCCGCAAAGCGUAUCUGAAGGCACUCCUUCAAGCCUUGUUGGGCAUGGAAGAAGUGCACAAUAUUCCCGAGUCGCGUCGGCUAAUCUUGCAAUAUUCUCUUGAUGAGUUAAAGUCCAGGGCGAAGGAUGCUUCCGUGGACAGAGAGCUCAUGCGGAGUGUAUUGGAUGGGUCCAUGAAGAGGGCUCAACUUAAGAAACUGGCCACUACGACCACCCAACAUUUGCUGCAGCAUUCUGGACCCAAGCGCCCCGACGCCAUCGCCUACGAUCUAGCACUGCUGAUUCAGCUUGAUAGUCUCUUGACUGGAUCUGUUUUCGAUCCAAAGGACUGGCUUGUAUGGGUCAACCUUUCAAAAGAGGUGUCAAAUCACACAGGACAGGGGCCACCAGUCUCAAUGUUGUCAGCAUUGCAAAUGCUUGACCAUAUUCUCGUGGAAAUAUGGUGCCGUGCACAGGCACCAGUACUGACUGAGAUCAUAGACUGGAUCAAAGAAGCCAUAAAGGCAUCAAAGGAUGGUCACAUAGACCAAUCGAUCUUUCUCAGCCUAAAAGUUUUUAUGGGUCGGCUCUGCAACUCGAAGAAUCCUACAGACGAGACUAUCUCGAGCGAAAAGGUCCAACAACUUCGCUCGAAGUUUCUUCGCAGUUUAAAACGCGGGCUUGAGGCACUCCUUCAGGACGGCGUCGGGCCAGCAAAGUUGAUAAUGAUUCACCUCAUCCUUCGGGCCAUCAAUCAGACGAAUGCCACUGGUCUCGAUCAAGGUAUGCAGGAGGCUGUGUUCAUGCUUCAGCAAAGACUGCAAGCUCUUGAUCAACCGCAAAGACGGUUACAAGCCACAGUCAUGGAACCUUAUCUGCAGCUCUCUGUUGAGUGUGAGUGCUCGAAGCUGAUGCCUUGGCCGGUAGACGCGUCUCUGGAUGGGAGGGUCGUAGCACAGCUUCAGGAGCUUGCAUCCACUGCAAUACAGCACGGCACUGGUGAGAACGAACAAUUGGCCUUGCUCAGCACCAAAGCAAACAUUCUUGUCAACCGAGUUGGUCCAAAGGGAUGGGCGCGUCUCCUACGAAUACUAAGAGACGAUAACCAGAGUUCUGACCUCGAGGCAUCACGUCUCAUCGCUACGGCAGCUAUUGUAUUACGUGCUGAGACUCAACAUAUUCUGCAAGACCCCAAACUUGCUGAUGAAUUGGCAAACACUGCUUGUCUUGAUGCUCCUACGCAGCAGACCGUGACCGGGCUGUUUUUGACACUGGAAAAUUGUAGAAUGGUCCUCCAACUACAUCCACUGCUGAUGAACCAAUCUACGCUGGACAAGUUGCUGGCUUCUAUAUCCAUGAUUGGGGCGUAUACGACGAAUGAAUCGCUACUUCCAGGCCACAUCAACCAGUACUGCAAGCCGCAGCCAGCAGACAUCUACGACCAGUUUUGUGCAAUAGUCGGAAUCAUUUUAGGAAGAUACCGGAGACGCUUGUCGGACCGGUAUCAUCUGUUGCUGCCAGUGAUGCAGAAACUCCUGCGUUGUCUUUUCUGGCCCGGCACUGAGAUAUUGCAGGAUCGACAGCGUCCUGUUCUCACCAGUACCCUCGGCACGUUCAAAGAGACUCUACCGAAGUGGUUGCAUGAAUCUACAGGACCCUUGCCGCCGUCGUCGGCAGAAAAGUUCUCUCGUCUUCUAUCGUCAAUCUGCAACCCCACAGUGGCAGCAGCACGAUCAUCGAAGAGACGACGCCACAACGAACUCAACGAUGAGACGAUAAAAGCCCGACAAUUGGCGGGCCAGCACAUGCAGUAUCUCAUCACAGAAUACGCUCGAUGUACGCUCGAUGGGCAGAUAACGCCGUCAGUCAAAGAGCGGUUGAUGCCGGGUAUGUACGUUGUCAUUGACUCGAUGGACAGAGAGCUUUUGAGAGCAGUCAAUGCCGGAAUGGAUCCUAGCAGUCGAGCUAUCUUCAAGGGCCUUUACGAGGACUGGACCAGGUUUGGAAAGUGGGAUAGGAGUUAGAGUGGUGCAUCGAGCAUGGAAAGAAUCAUGGUCACGCAUUCCUCAAAUGUGUCCCACGCGUCACCGCCACAAAGUACGAUGACCAGACAUAGCUUACGGUCUGGAGCAUGAUAGACUUCGCUCUUCUCCCGUGUCACUCUUUUGCUGGAAUGCAUGUGGCCAUUCUUAGCGUGGAGCAACCGCUUCAUCAUUCGCACGGAAAGCUUCAAGUCCUUUUUUUUCUUCUUCUUUUG